AUGACGUUUGAGUUGAAAGAGCUGACCGAACAGCAAAAGCAACUGGUGAAACAGAUAGAUGCAAACACACAGGUGGUGCAUAAAUUCAAACUCCAACAUUCAAACCAGCCGGACCAAUCGUAUACUGCAACGGAGGAUAUAAAUAAUCUUGAAACGCUGCUCAAUAAUCUAAAGCAUGAGUUGGCCACCAUCAACAAGAACCAUAGCAUAUCGGGGGCACUUUCUUCACUAAAGAAUCAUUUAACGUCGCUGGUUGACCUUACUUCGAUUAAAUUGCGACAAGAAUUAAAAAACGAAAUAAGUCAGCUUGGCAAACAAAGCCCUCAGGACGAUCCAAACAUCAAGCUCAAUAUUUCGGACGAGCUGAAAUCGUUAUCUACCAAAUUUGACACAAUACAGAAAACAGCUCAGCUUUCCACCACGCCAGUUUCACAGAAUGAUUGUGAUCACUCGGGAUGGCGUUUAAUUGGAUCAACAAAGCGUUGGAAAGCUGACUGGCGAUCCUUUGACGAAAAGACGAAGCGUCGUGAAGAACAGGACAGAAUACGAUUCAGAGCAUGGCGAAAUAGGCAAAAACGUUCACGACAACGAAAUCGAGCAUCUAGAAGCAGCAAUUUACCGAACAGAAAUCACGUCUAUGGCAACAAUAACAACAACAACAGUAACAACAACAACAACUAUCAUAGAGGACAGAACAACAACUUCAACACCAAUAGUAACCGUAGAUUUACCAACCCCAACCGUCACGUCAACAACAGUUUUUUGAAUAAUCACAAUAGUCCCAACUAUAACAUGGUCAAUAGACAACAGAAUAACGGCACCAACUCUCACAAUGAUCGACAACACACCAACUCUAAUCGAUUCCAUGCAAAUCAACUGCUACCACCUGACAGAGUGCUUCUUGCAGCAGCGAAAGAUCGUUUCUCCAGACCUCAAGCUAACUUCAUUCCUACGAUUCAAUUCCAAAGAGGCGAAACUCUAAACCCAUACCCGGCGAACGACGCGUUUCCACUUUCUCAACCCCAGAUGAUCAGCGAACAUGGACACCCUCCUACUUCACAAUGCAUUGCGUACUCAUCUAGGCACUCGUGUCUUCAACGCAAUUGA
Wyeomyia smithii (pitcher-plant mosquito) is the source of this 1107-nucleotide messenger RNA. RefSeq lists its product as uncharacterized. The record is from RefSeq and is a predicted model, not a curated record. Bases 1 to 1107 code for a protein of 368 amino acids. The transcript has a single exon. Lineage: Eukaryota; Metazoa; Arthropoda; Insecta; Diptera; Culicidae.